AUUGACAUGAGUGCAAAGUGUAGUUUAUUUUUGUUAAAAAGAGGGAUGCAUGUAAGGGUGAUAUGCCUAUAGGUAGGUUUAAAAUGGAUCCUAUAUUGUCAACAAUAAAAGAAGAAUUUCUUAUUUGUCCCAUCUGUUUUGAGACUUACAAGGAUCCAAAAGUUUUACCAUGUUUGCACUCAUUUUGCAAAACCUGCAUUAAUACCUUCAUAUCAAAGCAAAAUACCAAAAGGAAACAUACCUGCCCAGUGUGCAGAGAAAAUUUUCAACUCCAAAACCAUAGCACAGAUGAUUUAAAAACAAAUUUUUGUUUGAAAAAUCUUAUAGAAGUUAUUAAUUCUGGUAAGCAGGAUCCUGCAAAAUUAUGUACCUUUUGUAGUCUAAAAGGCGAAAGCAACGAGGCAACUUCACAGUGUCUAACCUGCAAAGAUGUUCUGUGUUCUGAAUGUGCAGACCAUCGACACCGAUCAACUACACUUACAAUAAAUCAUAAAGUUGUUUUGCUUACUGAAAUUAAUUCAGGAAAAUAUAACGACGAGAUUCGAGCAAAACAGCAAAUUCCUUGCUCUGAGCAUGCCGGCGAGGACUUGAGGUAUUUUUGCGAGACAUGUGAUGUCCCUAUUUGUCGAGACUGUAUUGUCCUGAGUCAUCAAAGUCAUAAAUUUAUUGCACCUUCAGAUGCAAGGAAGGAAGUUGAUCAAAGUAUACGUUUGCUCAUGAGUGCAUUGAAAGAAAAUUUAGAACGAUUUCAACUUGCGAAGAAAAAUGUAUCACUUGCUAUGGAAAAAGUGCUUGUCGAAAAGCAAGGCUUCAAAGAAAACUUAGAAAAGUGUGUCAAUGAAAUUAUUGAAAAUAUUAAGGAGUCGAAACUGGCAAUUGAGAAUGAUUUAGAAGAAUUUCUGAAAUCGAAGCAAGAUUCUUUGCGGAUUCAGGAAGAAUCUAUAGAGAAAAAUAGUAAGCAGCUAGAGGAAUCUUACUCAUUUUGCAGCAAUAUCCUCAAAUGUGGAUCCGACAUAGAAAUUCUGACAAUGAAAUCCGAAAUGAAUGAACGCUUGUCAAAGUUAAAAUCUUCCAAAAAUGAGGAUUGUUGUGCAGUCAAUGAAAUUGAGAUUCCAACCCUUGAAAUCAAUACGGAUGGCAAAGUAUUUCGAUUAGUAUUUCAUAACAGUAAAGAAAGCGAAAUAACUUCAGGUUUAACCAGGUUGAAUUCAAAACAGAAAGUCAGUGAUAACAAUGAUAAACAAGAUAGGGUCCCACAAAAGCGAUAUAAGAUCCCAACCUUUGAUAGAGUGCAAAGAAAAGGGAGAUAACUUUGCUCCAUAUUACACCGGCGUCUCAUGGAUGGACAAAGAGAACAUUAUAGUUGCAGAUCAAAAAAACCCAAAAGCUGAAAGUAAUUAAUAUACAAACAAAACAUAUCCAGUCUAUCGCUUUACUUGGUUGCACGGUGGUUUGUGGUUUUCAAGAUGGAGUUGCGUGCAAAACCGAGGGCGGCAAGUUAUUAAUAAUGAAUAAAGAUUUGUAGCUGGAAAGAGAAUUUCAGCAAAUUAGUACACUCAUUACUUGUCAUCCAACGUCGUCACAAUUAAGUUGGAUUUCUGAUGCAGAUAAAAUUUGUGUGUAUGAAAAGGGAGAGGUUCAAGAAUUAACAAUCAAUGACAGAGGUAGACCAGUGAAAAUAGGCAAUCCAAUCUUUGGUCAUGUUUUACAAAAUAGAACUUACAUUAUAUCAGAUUGGGAAAACGGUUGCGUAUUCAUUAUAAGUAAGACAGGAUAUAUAGUAAGAAGAAAAUACUGUAGCCCUGGCUUUAUUACUUCUGAUCUUGACAAUAACAUUUACGUUUGUGACUAUGAAAAUAGCUGCAUUGAGAUGUUCACAACUGCUGGUGUGACAUUAGGAACAUAUAUCUCACCAAUCCCUCAUCCUAGAAGUAUUGCCUUAAGAAGAGACAAUAAGAUGCUAAUUUCAAAUGGCCAGUCUAUCAUUCUCGAUGAACUGAAAUUAGAAGGGUAAAUAAUUUACAAGAAUAUUACAAUAAUGGUAGGAAAAGAGGUAUUGUACAAUGUUAUAUAUAAAGUGUGCAACGGGCUGAUAGAUACAUGUAUAUAAUACUCUUAAUAAAACUGACUGAAUGUUGAACUCAGGUUCUCUCAGAUAUUAAAGUGGUAAGUGUCAGAACACUAU
Saccostrea cuccullata (small rock oyster) is the source of this 2185-nucleotide messenger RNA. RefSeq names its product E3 ubiquitin-protein ligase TRIM56-like. The transcript has 2 exons. The coding region runs from base 63 to 1310 and encodes 415 amino acids. Gene Ontology annotation, molecular function: zinc ion binding; ubiquitin protein ligase activity. Gene Ontology annotation, biological process: protein monoubiquitination. Lineage: Eukaryota; Metazoa; Mollusca; Bivalvia; Ostreida; Ostreidae. The record is from RefSeq and is a predicted model, not a curated record.